AUGCCACCCAUGCCGCCUCUCGCUCGACGCGUCUGCCUCCUCCCCCUCCCUGUGUGCCCAGUGCUCAUCGCCGACAGCCCUACGUCCCUUGGCCGCUCGAGCCUGACGGAACUUCACGCGGCCCCGGGCACGAGUCUGUGUGCUGUCUCCAUCUCGGUCCCUGCGUGCGGCGUGCGUAUGCCUCUCUCUCCCCCCGAGGGCCCUGUCCGCUUCGAGCCUUCACAGCACCACCACGGCGUUGCUCGUCCGGCUUGCCUUUGCGGGGCCACGCUCGACGACCGCCUCUCUCUGUCUGCCAGCCCGCGCCAGCCGUUGCCUCCACCUCCGCUAUGCUGCAUGCAGUGCUGCAACUGGGGGCCGCAAGCCAGAGCAGACACGCAUCCAUCCACUGUGCCUCGCGCCGUCGUGGGUGCAGCGCCCACUGGGCAGAGCCGGCACGCCCCACUUGCUCGUCUUCAGCCCCCCACCUGCCAUUGGCUGCUCCACCACCAGCUCUGCGCUGCCUACGUAGGACGUUGUGCAUGCGCAAUCUCCAGACACUGCGACGACUCACCGCGACUCGCCCGUCCCAAAAUGACGCUGCCGACAUGGUGCAUGGCUCCCUCUGCCUGCUACGGCUGCGACGCCCCCCGCCAACCAACUUCAGCCCUCGCACCACCACCACCACCACCACCACCACCACCACCACCAUCACCACUACCCAAGGCUGCUUUGUCACCCUCUCCCCAACUAGUACACUGCGCUGCGCAGUCGACCGUUGGACAACCCCCCUCCCCUCUACCCACCCACUGCCCACGCAAGCCACGCAAAGAGCCCCAGAAUUUCCCUAGAACAAGCGUCUCACACUUGAGCAGCCCUACGCAUCCUCCCAUGCUCUACCGCAGCCGCAUCAGCACCUUACUGCAGUGUCGGUGA
Molecule: messenger RNA, 915 nt
Organism: Bipolaris victoriae FI3
Lineage: Eukaryota; Fungi; Ascomycota; Dothideomycetes; Pleosporales; Pleosporaceae
Exons: 2
Coding region: 1-915 (304 amino acids)
Source: RefSeq, a predicted model, not a curated record